Messenger RNA from Ochotona princeps (American pika), 8044 nucleotides. It is a transcript of the gene NOTCH2, whose product is annotated as notch receptor 2. The transcript has 34 exons. Gene Ontology annotation, biological process: regulation of DNA-templated transcription; Notch signaling pathway; cellular response to tumor cell. Bases 297 to 7715 code for a protein of 2472 amino acids. NCBI's taxonomy places the organism in Eukaryota, Metazoa, Chordata, Mammalia, Lagomorpha, Ochotonidae. Gene Ontology annotation, molecular function: signaling receptor activity; calcium ion binding; Notch binding. The record is from RefSeq and is a predicted model, not a curated record. Gene Ontology annotation, cellular component: plasma membrane; signaling receptor complex.
GGGGACAGGGGGGCGGGGCUCCGCGCCCAGGCGGAAGGACACACGAGGCGGCCUCGCCGCACGCUCCACAAAGUUUCAGCCUAACUUCGGGCGGCGGCUGGGGCGGCUGGGGCGGCGGCCGGGCUGCACGAGUCGAGGCGUUGGAAGCGGAGCUGCGAAGGGGAGGCGGGGGCGGAGCGCCAGAGAGGAGAAGGGGGUGGAGAGAGGAGGAAGCGGGGCUCCUCCGUCGGGACCCCCCCACCUCUCCAUGUGGAGCUGCCCCGGCGGCCACGGCGGCGGAGGCGGCGAGCGAGAAGAUGCCCGGCCCGCGCCACGCCGCGCUCUGGGCGCUCCUGGCGCUCUGGCUGUGCCGCGCGGCCCCCGCGCGCGCUUUGCAAUGUCGAGAUGGCUAUGAGCCCUGUGUGAACAAAGGAAUGUGUGUUACUUACCACAAUGGCACAGGAUACUGCGAGUGCCCAGAGGGCUUCUUGGGAGAGUAUUGUCAACAUCGAGACCCCUGUGAAAAGAAUCGCUGUCAGAAUGGUGGGACCUGUGUGGCCCAGGCCACGUUGGGAAAAGCCACAUGCCGAUGUGCUCCAGGGUUCACAGGAGAGGACUGCCAGUUCUCAACGUCUCACCCCUGCUUCGUGUCUCGCCCUUGCCAGAAUGGAGGCAUCUGCCACACACGUGGCCGGGAUACCUUUGAGUGCACGUGCCAAGUCGGCUUUACAGGGAAGCUGUGCCAGUGGACUGAUGCCUGCCUGUCUCAUCCUUGUGCAAAUGGAAGUACCUGCACCAUUGUGGCCAACCAGAUCUCCUGCAAAUGCCUUGCAGGCUUCACAGGGCAGAGGUGUGAGACUGAUGUCAAUGAGUGUGAUGUUCCAGGACGCUGCCAGCAUGGCGGGACCUGCCUCAACCUGCCUGGUUCCUACCAAUGCCAAUGUCCACAGGGCUUCACAGGCCAGCACUGUGAAAGCCCCUAUGUGCCUUGUGCCCCGUCCCCCUGUGUCAACGGAGGCACCUGCCGGCAGACUGGAGACUUCACUUUUGAGUGCAACUGCCUUCCAGGUUUUGAAGGGAACACCUGUGAACGGAACAUAGAUGACUGCCCUAACCACAAGUGUCAAAAUGGAGGGGUUUGUGUGGAUGGAGUCAACACUUACAACUGCCGCUGCCCGCCGCAGUGGACAGGGCAGUUCUGUACAGAGGAUGUGGAUGAGUGCCUGCUGCAACCCAACGCCUGUCAGAACGGGGGCACCUGUACAAACCGCAACGGGGACUACGGCUGUGUGUGUGUCAACGGCUGGAGCGGGGAUGACUGCAGUGAGAACAUCGACGACUGUGCCUUCGCCUCCUGCACUCCCGGCUCCACCUGCAUUGACCGCGUGGCUUCCUUCUCCUGCAUGUGUCCAGAGGGAAAGGCAGGUCUCCUGUGUCAUCUGGACGAUGCAUGCAUUAGCAACCCUUGCCACAAGGGGGCACUGUGUGACACCAACCCUCUGAAUGGGCAGUAUAUUUGCACCUGCCCACAGGGCUACAAAGGCGCUGACUGUACCGAAGAUGUAGAUGAGUGUACCAUGGCCAACAGCAAUCCCUGUGAGCAUGCAGGAAAAUGCAUGAAUACAGAUGGUGCCUUCUACUGCGAGUGUCUAAAGGGCUAUGCAGGGCCUCGCUGCGAAAUGGACAUCAACGAGUGCCAUUCAGACCCCUGCCAGAAUGAUGCCACCUGCUUGGAUAAGAUAGGAGGCUUCACGUGUCUGUGCAUGCCAGGUUUCAAAGGUGUGCAUUGUGAAUUGGAGAUAAAUGAAUGUCACAGCAACCCCUGCGUCAACAACGGGCAAUGUGUGGAUAAAGUCAAUCGCUUCCAGUGUCUCUGUCCACCUGGUUUUACAGGGCCGGUAUGCCAGAUUGAUAUUGAUGACUGUUCCAGCACUCCGUGUCUGAAUGGGGCAAAGUGCAUUGAUCACCCGAAUGGCUAUGAGUGCCAGUGUGCCACAGGCUUCACCGGCGUGUUGUGUGGGGAGAACAUCGACAACUGCGACCCUGACCCCUGCCACCACGGCCAGUGCCAGGAUGGCAUUGACUCCUACACCUGCCUCUGCAACCCCGGGUACAUGGGCGCCAUCUGCAGCGACCAGAUCGACGAGUGCUACAGCAGCCCCUGCCUCAACGAAGGGCGCUGCAUCGACCUGGUGAACGGCUACCAGUGCAACUGCCAGCCAGGCACGUCAGGCGGCAAUUGUGAGAUCAACUUUGAUGACUGUGCGAGCAGCCCGUGUGUCCAUGGAGUCUGUGUGGAUGGAAUCAAUCGCUACAAUUGUGUCUGCUCACCGGGAUACACAGGGCAGAGAUGUAACAUCGACAUUGAUGAGUGUGCAUCUAAUCCUUGCCGCAAGGGGGCGACGUGCGUCAACGAUGUGGAUGGUUUCCGCUGCUUAUGCCCUGAGGGACCUCAUCACCCAAGCUGCUACUCACAGGUGAAUGAGUGUCUGAGCAACCCCUGCAUUCACGGCAACUGCACCGGAGGUCUCAGUGGAUAUAAGUGCCUUUGUGAUGCAGGCUGGGUUGGUGUCAACUGUGAGGUAGACAAAAAUGAAUGUCUGUCUAACCCAUGCCAGAAUGGAGGAACUUGCGACAACCUGGUGAAUGGAUACAGGUGUACUUGCAAGAAGGGUUUUAAAGGCCACAACUGCCAGGUGAAUAUUGAUGAAUGUGCUUCAAACCCAUGCUUGAACCAAGGAACCUGCUUUGAUGAUAUAAGUGGCUACACUUGUCAGUGUGUGCUGCCAUACACAGGCAAGAAUUGUCAGACUGUCUUGGCUCCCUGUUCCCCAAAUCCUUGUGAGAACGCUGCUGUCUGCAAGGAGUCACCAGACUUUGAGAGCUACACCUGUGUGUGUGCUCCUGGCUGGCAAGGUCAGCGAUGCACAAUUGAUGUGGAUGAGUGUGUCUCAAAGCCCUGCCUGAACCACGGGGUCUGCCACAACACACAGGGCAGCUACAUGUGCGAAUGUCCCCCGGGCUUCAGUGGGAUGGACUGUGAGGAGGACAUCGACGACUGCCUUACCAAUCCCUGCCAGAAUGGAGGUUCCUGUAUGGACAGAGUGAACACUUUCUCCUGCCUUUGCCUUCCGGGCUUCGUUGGGGAGAAGUGCCAAACCGACAUGAAUGAGUGUCUCAGCGAACCCUGCAAGAAUGGAGGGACCUGCUCCGACUACGUCAACAGCUACACUUGCAAGUGUCCGGCGGGGUUUGAUGGAGUCCACUGUGAGCACAACAUCGAUGAGUGCACUGAGAGCUCCUGUUUCAAUGGUGGCACGUGUAUUGAUGGGAUCAACUCCUUCUCCUGCCUCUGCCCUGUGGGUUUCACUGGUCCCUUCUGCCUCCAUGAGAUCAAUGAGUGCAGCUCUAAUCCGUGCCUGAAUGAGGGAACCUGUGUCGAUGGCCUGGGCACCUACCGCUGUAUCUGCCCCCUGGGCUACACUGGGAAAAGCUGUCAGACCAUCGUGAACCUGUGCAGCCGGUCACCAUGUAGAAACGGGGGAACUUGUGUGCAGGACAAAGCCGAGGCGCGGUGCCUGUGUCCAUCUGGCUGGGCUGGUGCCUACUGUGAUGUGCCUAGUGUCUCCUGCGAAACAGCAGCCCUCCGCAGAGGUGUGUCUGUUGCCCACUUGUGUCAGCACUCAGGCGUCUGCAUAGAUGCUGGCACCACACACCACUGUCAGUGUCCCUUUGGCUACACUGGGAGCUACUGUGAGGAGCAGCUCGAUGAAUGCGCGUCUAAUCCCUGCCAGCACGGCGCCACCUGCAGUGACUUCAUCGGUGGAUACGGAUGUGAGUGUGUGCCAGGAUAUCAGGGUGUCAACUGUGAAUACGAAGUGGACGAGUGCCAGAAUCAGCCAUGCCAGAAUGGAGGCACCUGUAUUGACCUUGUGAACCACUUCAAGUGCUCCUGCCCACCAGGCACUCGAGGCCUGCUUUGUGAAGAGAACAUCGAUGACUGUGCCGGUGGACCCCACUGCUUUAAUGGUGGUCAGUGUGUGGAUCGGAUUGGGGGCUAUAGCUGUCGCUGCUUGCCCGGCUUUGCUGGGGAGCGGUGUGAGGGGGACAUCAAUGAGUGUCUCUCCAGCCCCUGCAGCUCUGAGGGCAGCCUGGACUGCAUCCAGCUCACCAACAACUACCUGUGUGUCUGCCGCAGCGCCUUCACCGGCCGUCACUGUGAAACCUUUGUGGAUGUAUGUCCCCAAAUGCCUUGCCUGAAUGGCGGCACUUGUGCCGUGGCCAGCAACACGCCUGACGGCUUCAUCUGUCGCUGCCCCCCGGGAUUCUCUGGGGCAAGAUGCCAGAGCAGCUGUGGCCAAGUGAAGUGUCGCCGAGGGGAGCAGUGUGUGCACACAGCUUCGGGACCGCGCUGCUUCUGCCCCAACCCCCAGGACUGUGAUUCAGGCUGUGCCAGCAGCCCCUGCCAGCAUGGGGGCAGCUGCUACCCUCAACGGCAGCCUCCUUAUUACUCCUGCCGCUGUGCUCCUCCGUUCUGGGGCAGCCACUGUGAGCUCUACACGGCCCCCACCAGCAGCCCUCCUGCCACUUGUCUGAGCCAGUAUUGCGCCGACAAAGCUCGAGAUGGAGUCUGUGACGAGGCCUGCAACAGCCAUGCCUGCCAGUGGGACGGCGGUGACUGUUCCCUCACCAUGGAGGACCCCUGGGCCAACUGCUCCUCCCCGCUCCCCUGCUGGGAUUAUAUUAACAACCAGUGUGAUGAGCUAUGCAACACAGCCGAGUGCCUCUUUGACAACUUUGAAUGUCAAGGGAACAGCAAGACGUGCAAGUAUGACAAAUACUGUGCAGACCACUUCAAAGACAACCACUGUGACCAGGGCUGCAACAGCGAGGAGUGUGGCUGGGACGGGCUGGACUGUGCUGCUGACCGACCUGAGAACCUGGCGGAGGGCAUGUUGGUCAUUGUGGUGCUCAUGCCCCCGGAACAGCUGCUUCAGGACUCUCGCAGCUUCUUGCGAGCCCUGGGCACCCUGCUGCGCACCAACCUGCGCAUCAAGCAGGACUCCCAAGGAAACAUGAUGGUGUACCCCUACUACGGCGAGAAGUCUGCAGCCAUGAAGAAGCAGAGGAUGGCACGGAGAUCCCUUCCCAACGAACAGGAGCAGGAAGUGGUUGGCUCUAGGGUCUUUCUGGAAAUCGACAACCGCCAAUGUGUUCAAGACUCAGACCAGUGCUUCAAGAACACAGAUGCAGCAGCAGCUCUGCUGGCUUCUCACGCCAUCCAGGGGACCCUGUCAUACCCGCUCGUGUCUGUCGUCAGUGAAUCUCUGACUCCGAAGGGCACACAGAUGCUGUAUCUGCUCGCCAUCGCUGUGGUCAUCAUCCUGUUCAUCAUCCUGCUGGGAGUCAUCAUGGCAAAGCGCAAGCGGAAGCACGGCUCUCUCUGGCUGCCCGAAGGCUUCACUCUACGCCGAGACACCAGCAACCACAAGCGGCGCGAGCCUGUGGGACAGGAUGCGGUGGGGCUGAAGAAUCUCUCAGUACAAGUCUCAGAGUCCAACCUAAUUGUUUCUGGAACAAGUGGCCACUGGGUUGACGAUGAAGGACCCCAGCCAAAGAAGGCCAAGGCUGAAGACGAGGCUCUGCUGUCAGAGGAGGAUGAUCCCAUUGAUCGGCGCCCCUGGACACAACAGCACCUUGAAGCUGCAGACAUCCGUCGGACACCAUCACUGGCCCUCACUCCUCCUCAGGCAGAGCAGGAGGUGGACGUGCUGGACGUGAACGUCCGGGGCCCAGAUGGGUGCACCCCACUGAUGCUGGCCUCUCUCCGAGGAGGCAGCUCCGACGUCAGUGAUGAAGAUGAAGAUGCUGAGGACUCUUCUGCCAACAUCAUCACAGACUUGGUCUUCCAGGGUGCCAGCCUGCAGGCCCAGACCGACAGGACCGGCGAGAUGGCCCUACACCUUGCAGCCCGCUACUCGAGGGCUGAUGCUGCCAAGCGGCUCCUGGAUGCGGGCGCAGAUGCCAACGCACAGGACAACAUGGGCCGCUGCCCUCUGCAUGCAGCAGUGGCAGCUGACGCCCAAGGAGUCUUUCAGAUUCUGAUCCGCAAUCGAGUAACAGAUCUAGAUGCCAGGAUGAAUGAUGGAACCACACCGCUGAUCCUGGCUGCCCGCCUGGCUGUGGAGGGCAUGGUGGCCGAACUGAUCAACUGCCAAGCCGAUGUGAACGCCGUGGAUGACCAUGGAAAAUCUGCACUUCACUGGGCAGCUGCAGUCAACAACGUGGAGGCAACUCUUUUACUAUUGAAAAAUGGAGCUAACCGAGACAUGCAGGACAACAAGGAAGAAACGCCUUUGUUCCUUGCCGCCCGGGAGGGGAGCUAUGAAGCAGCCAAGAUCCUCUUGGACCACUUUGCCAAUCGGGACAUCACAGACCACAUGGAUCGUCUCCCCCGCGAUGUGGCCCGGGAUCGCAUGCACCAUGACAUCGUGCGCCUCCUGGAUGAAUACAAUGUGACCCCCAGUCCCCCGGGCACAAUGCUCACCUCUGCCCUGUCACCCGUCAUCUGCGGGCCCAACAGGCCCUUCCUCAGCUUGAAGCACACCCCGAUGGGCAAGAAGCCUCGGCGGCCCAAUGCCAAAAGUGCCAUCCCCACCAGCCUACCUAACCUUGCCAAGGAGGCCAAGGAGGCCAAAGGUAGCAGGAGGAAGAAAUCUCUGAGUGAGAAGGUCCAGCUGUCUGAGAGCUCGGUGACGUUAUCCCCUGUUGAUUCUCUGGAAUCCCCUCAUACAUACGUUUCUGAUACCACGUCCUCCCCAAUGAUCACAUCCCCCAGCAUCUUGCAGGCCUCCCCCAACCCUAUGUUGGCCACAGCAGCUCCCACGGCCCAAGUCCAUGCACAGCAUGCACUGUCUUUCUCCAACCUUCAUGAGAUGCAGCCUUUGGCUCAUGGCGGAGCCAACACUGUGCUCCCCUCAGUGAGCCAGUUGCUCUCCCACCACCACAUUGUCCCCCCAGGCAAUGGCAGUGCAGGGAGCUUGGGUAGGCUCCAUCCAGUCACUGUCCCAGCAGACUGGAUGAACCGUGUAGAGGUGAAUGAGACCCAGUACAAUGAGAUGUUUGGUAUGGUCCUGGCUCCAACUGAGGGCACCCACCCUGGUAUAACCCCCCAGAGUAGGCCGCCUGAGGGGAAGCACAUAGCUCCCCCACGGGAGCCCUUACCCCCUAUUGUGACUUUCCAGCUCAUCCCCAAAGGCAGUAUUGGCCAGUCCACUGGGGCUUCCCAGACUCAGUCCAGCUGCCCUCCAGCUGUUGCAGGCCCCUUGCCCACCAUGUACCAGAUUCCAGAAAUGGCCCGUUUGCCUGGUGUGGCUUUCCCUACUGCCAUGAUGCCCCAGCAGGAGGGGCAGGUAGCUCAGACAAUUCUCCCAGCCUAUCACCCUUUCCCAGCCUCUGUGGGCAAGUACCCCACACCCCCUUCACAGCAUAGCUAUGCUUCCUCAAGCGCUGCUGAGCGAACACCCAGUCACAGUGGUCACCUCCAGGGGGAGCAUCCGUACCUGACACCAUCCCCAGAGUCUCCUGACCAGUGGUCAAGUUCAUCACCCCACUCUGCUUCUGACUGGUCAGAUGUGACCACCAGUCCUACUCCGGGAGGUGCUGGAGGUGGUCAGCGGGGACCUGGGACCCACAUGUCUGAGCCACCACACAACAACAUGCAGGUGUAUGCAUGAAGGAGUCUGCCUCAGGUGGAGGACCAGAACUGCCGAUUGUAAAUGCUGCUGAGGAACAAAUGAAGGUCAUUCGGGAGAGAAAUGAAGAAAUCUCUGGAACCAACUUCUGGAGGCAGGAGGGAGAAGAUGCUUCUCUCUCUCAGAUAAUACAAGAGAAGCAGCUGUUGCACUUCACCGGGCAGCCACAGGGUUUUGUUGGGAGCAACAUGGCUCCUGCUAACCUCUUGCCCGUCGACCCAAGUUCAUGGAAAUGCAAGAAGAAUAUAAGCCCUGAUGCCGUGUUUAGUCUCUUCUGGUCGGAGAAUAAGAUGUUGUGCCUGUUGUUGCCC